GAUGUUAAUUGCGUAACAUAUUUCAGCAAAUGAGUGGAGAAAUCACCAUGCGGGCCCACAGAACCAGACCAGCAAUGAAUCAACUUCUCCUGUUAAAGUCGUUGACAUCUCCAACAACAGCUAUGUCAACAUAAGUCAGCUGUAUUCAGAAACUCACCAGAAAUAUGACAGAAAUCAGAAUUCUGCCUCCUAUCCAGACCAGAAUCUGAAAGAGAAAGGAUACAAGCUGAAUUUUCUUGAGACAAGUAGGAAGAUGCUGAACAGUUCUAAAACCCAAACAAUUGGGGAAAUCCAGAAAAUAAACUGUCCCAGUACUAAGACACCCUCAGGACAGGAACCAACAAACACUCUAGCCAAGAUGUUAAGUCCAAAAUACCUCUCUUCGUUUGGGGAUCAUGUUAAUUAUGGAAGAGACCCACGUCUUAGUAACACACCAACAUGGAAGCCAGCAUUAUCUUCAGUUUCUGAUAAAAAGAGCGAGACAGCCAACAAUUCCCAGCUCAUAUCAGAUAGUGGCCAUUUUGAAUCAACAGUCGGCGGACAUUUUGUACCUGCAGAAGAAAGCCCUCAGCUGAUUUCAACAUCGUAUUUACCUAAUAUACCUGGCAAACCUUUGAGUCCUACCGUGAAAACAGUAACCUCUACACCCUCACCCAACUCUAAACCCUAUCUAAGGAAUGAUGGUGUAAUAUAUGCAGAAUAUGUGGCUAAACCAUCAGAGAAAAUAAAGGAUGUAGAAAUUACAGAGGAUGAUUUGGAUAAGAAUGAGGAUGAGAAAGAGGAUGAUAGAGAGGAUGAAAGAGAGGAUGAACUUGCGAAAAUGUCAAUAGCUCAACGUCGAAAAAUCCUCGAAAACGCUUUUAUCAAGCCAAGAAGAGAAAUUAGAAGAAGAGCAAGCUGUGAAGAUAGAGAAGAAAUUAACACAGCAGAAGAAAAUAGUUCGCCCUGGCACGGGAAUAAGCCGUUUCUCCUUCCGGGUAUACAGAUUCGACAGGGAGAUCAAGUGGGCCGACAUGAAGACCACGUGGGCCGACAUAAAGACCACGUGCACCGACAUGAAGAUCACGUGCGCCGACAUGAAGAUCACGUGUGCCGACAUGAAGAUCACGUGGGCCGACAUGAAGAUCAAAUGGGCCGACAUGAAGAUCACGUGCACCAACAUGAAGAUCACGUGGGCCGACAUGAAGAUCAGGUUGGUGGAUAUGCAGAAUAAAGAUCAUCUAUGCUAUCCUGCCGAUCCGCUAUACCAGGAUAUUUUUAGUAAACUCACAAUAAAUGAAUUAUGUAAUAUGACUUAACAUGAAACUGUAAUGGUUUAAAACACAUUUUGAUUUUAAUUUAUCAACAAAUAUAUUUUAUUUAUUUUG
Eurytemora carolleeae is the source of this 1367-nucleotide messenger RNA. RefSeq lists its product as uncharacterized. NCBI's taxonomy places the organism in Eukaryota, Metazoa, Arthropoda, Copepoda, Calanoida, Temoridae. The transcript has 11 exons. Bases 254 to 1213 code for a protein of 319 amino acids. The record is from RefSeq and is a predicted model, not a curated record.